Benincasa hispida (wax gourd) is the source of this 2025-nucleotide messenger RNA. It is a transcript of the gene ICK5, whose product is annotated as Cyclin-dependent kinase inhibitor family protein. Gene Ontology annotation, molecular function: cyclin-dependent protein serine/threonine kinase inhibitor activity. Gene Ontology annotation, cellular component: nucleus. NCBI's taxonomy places the organism in Eukaryota, Viridiplantae, Streptophyta, Magnoliopsida, Cucurbitales, Cucurbitaceae. The record is from RefSeq and is a predicted model, not a curated record. Gene Ontology annotation, biological process: negative regulation of cyclin-dependent protein serine/threonine kinase activity.
UAACCAUAUUAAGCGGCAACUACUUCCCCGUCUUCCUCUCGGAUCUCUUAUUAUUACGCUUUCUCUCGCUCUAGUUUUGUUUCUCUUUUUCUCUCUCUAAAAAUGGUUUUGGAGCGGCCAUGAAAGCAGAGUUCGAGCUGGAGGUGGAGACGGCGAUGGGUGAUUGCAAGCGCGUUGUGGUGAUGACGGCGGCGAAUAAUGCAGGUUGCAUGUCUAAGAGAAUGAGAAUUGCCGGUUCGUCGGAGAGUUUGCGGCCGUCGGCGUCUCAGUCUGACCUCGGCGAUCGUUGUUUGUGGUUGGAGAAUGCGACGACGUCUCUGUCGCGUUUGGAGAAGAAGAAUUCUCUUGGCAUUGUUUCUGGAGGUGAGAUGAGUCAUACUUUUUCAGAGGAUGAGUUUCCGGUUUCUUGUAGCUUCAGUAACGACUGCGGGAAGGCCACCGCCGUGAAGGACGCCGUGAAAUUCGAAGAUCUAGAGCUGCAGACCAAGAGCUUCGAAACCGUAGAGUCGAUUCGUGUUAACGGCAUUCAAAGAGAGAGCACUCCAACGAGCAAUCUCCUAGGAGAUUCCGACGAAAUGGAUUCUCCGGCAACUAACUUCUUGACUGAAAAACAGAAGCCAACGGAUCGUCCGAUGAAGACGCCACCGAUCUCUGAGAUUGAAGAUUUCUUCGCCGAGGCUGAGAAGUACGAACAGAAGCGUUUCUCAGAGAAGUACAACUUCGAUAUAAUCAUGGAUGUACCAUUGGAAGGCCGAUACCAGUGGAUUCGUCUGAAGCCAUGAAAAACCAGCUAACCUCCUACGGAAUCUGGAUUUCUCCGAUUUCCUUCACAUAAUUUUCCAUAAAUAUCGAACUCUUUCCUUUUGGAAGAAAACACUCUGUUAAUUUCUUCUUUUUGUACAGCUUUCAACUCCAUAAAAGGAUCCUCCGAAACUAAAUCUUUUCAGUAUACACACACACUGCACACACACACAUCCAUAGAACCCGCCGCCGUAAGCCGCAAGCCGCAAAUUAAACCACCGCCGCCGUUCUUUUUAUCAUUUUCUUUCAGGAACUCCCAAAGCUGUGUUUUGUGUCAUUUCAUCCAUAAUUAAGCACAGAUUUCUGUAAUUCUCACCUUUAAUUUACGACAAAUGUUGGCCAUGUUCAUCACAGUGUUCCCCUUUGUUUGUUUGUUUCUUUCUUUCUUUUGUCACUUUUGGAGCUUGCGUUUUGUGUAAGAAAAGUUUGUUUUGUUUGAAUGCUUAUUUUCUUGUCAAGCACAAAAAAAGGGGAAAAAAGCGGGGGGAAAACGUGUAAUUCCCUCCUUUUGCAUAUUUCUGAAAUUUUUUGUUAUGGAUUGGAUGUGCUGUUAAGAUCUGAAUGCUGUUUGUGGAAUAUUCUUUCAGAGUAAAAACAGGAUAUGAUUCUCUUAGCUUAAGCUACCUUGAUGAAGAACAAAGAAGCAAGAAGAAGAAAAGAGCAAGCAAUUCUUUGGGGACCAUUCAGAGGGUUAAUUUGGUUCAUCAUCCCCUUCAACACAAAAUGGUGAAAGGUAAACAAAUUCUUUGUCCUUAUGCAAAAUUUUUCUCUUUCAAAAUCUAAGCUUUGGGGCCAAAAUUUUCACUCUUUUACAGUAACUGGAACUUCUUUUGUCACCUUCUUUUGUCACCUAUGAUUGUGUUACAUUUGUGGAAUUGUUUUGCAUUUAAGCUUACUUAGAUAAUGAAAUAUGUUAUUAUCAUCUUAUAUUAAUAUUCUUUUAUACUGGAUCAAAUUUUUUCCUAAAAUAACUUUUAUUGCUGACCCAAAAGUUUCUUGUGGUGUUGAUUUGGGUAAUUGUCUAUUCUUUUGAUAUCAAAUGUUUAAAUGAAAAUAUUAUUUUUGCCCUUAUAUUAAAAUUAGGGAGUCAAAACUCUCAUCCUUUUACAUCUUUUUAAGUUGUGAGAGAGGAGGAGGUAUAAGUGAGGUGUAAAGAGUGGGUAUUUUUUCUUAUGAAGUAUCAUAUUCCAUGAUAGAAAACUUAGCAAAGGAUGAAAUAGUUUG